This is a messenger RNA of Monodelphis domestica (gray short-tailed opossum), 8912 nucleotides long. RefSeq names its product olfactory receptor 52P1-like. The record is from RefSeq and is a predicted model, not a curated record. Gene Ontology annotation, cellular component: plasma membrane. Gene Ontology annotation, biological process: G protein-coupled receptor signaling pathway. Gene Ontology annotation, molecular function: olfactory receptor activity; G protein-coupled receptor activity. Lineage: Eukaryota; Metazoa; Chordata; Mammalia; Didelphimorphia; Didelphidae.
UUAUCUCCCUUCCUCCUACUAAUCCCCAGAGAUCUAGGAUAAAACUGGCUGAAUCUUGGUUCCUGGAAUUCCAUUUACCCUUGUCUUUCCUCUGCCCUGGGUUAGAUUGAGUGAGUAGCCAGUAGUGUGGGGUGUUCGGUAUGUUCUGGGAAGGAGAACGGGCCAGAACUAUCUUCCAAAGAAAGCCCAAGUGGCAGGGAUUGGAGGGUGAUCAGUGAAGAGUGAUCUUAUGUUCCUCUCCUCAGGCAAAGACCUUUAGAGGUCUUCUUAACUCUCUCUUCAGUCCUAGAACAAAAAAGGAUCUUUUGAAUUCCUCAGAUCAUUAGGAAAAAGAAAGAGUAUCCUGAUCCAGGAACAUAUUCCAGUGUCUUAGAAUUUUCAACCACAAUCAGGAGGAGGAAGAAAAGUCUCCUGGACACCACUCCACAAUGCUCACAGAAUCUAUGCCCAAUGACACUGCCUUCCACCCAUCUACCUUCAUCCUAUUGGGCAUCCCAGGAAUGCAGGAUCAACACAUCUGGAUCUCCAUUCCCUUCUGCUCCAUGUAUAUCCUUGCCCUCGUAGGGGGAAAAAACAUAUUUUUUCUUUAUCAUCCACUUCAGUGACCUGACUGGUGUCCUAUCAUGACUACCUUCAACUUUACCCACGAGAAGCCUUCCUACUUCAUCCUCAAAGGCAUCCCUGGAUUGGAGGAUACCCAUUUUUGGAUAUCAAUCCCCUUCUCUUCCAUGUACUUCAUCACUGUUCUGGGUAACUUCGUCAUCCUGUUCAUCAUCACCACAGAGCGCACACUGCACAAGCCCAUGUUCCUGCUCCUUUGCAUGCUGGCACUCACUGAUCUGGGCAUGUCCACUACCACCAUCCCCAAAGCGCUGUGCAUUUUCUGGUUUGGUCAAAGGGAGAUCAGCUUCGAGGGCUGUUUGAUCCAGCUGUUCUUCAUCCACUCCAUCUCCGUCAUGCAGUCUGCCAUUUUGAUGACCAUGGCUUUGGAUCGUUACGUGGCGAUCUGUGAGCCGCUGCGCUACGCCACCAUUCUCUCCAACGGCCGCAUAGGUCUCAUUGCAAUGGCCAGUUUAGUCAGAGCCGUUGCCUUUAUCCUUCCUAUGCCUGUCCUUCUUCAGCGGAUGCCAUUUUGUACAAGCCGAGUGAUCCCUACCACCUAUUGUGAACACAUGGCUGUGGUGAAAAUGGUGUGUGCAGACACCACCAUCAACCGGAUAUAUGGCCUAGUGGUGGCGCUGGUGGUCAUUGGCCUGGAUUUCUCUGCCAUUGGCUCCUCCUACGUGUUCAUCAUCCGGGCUGUGAUGCGACUCUCCUCCAAGGAGGCUCACCACAAGGCGGUCAACACCUGCACCACACACAUCUGUGUGAUGCUGACAUCAUACACACCUCCACUUUUCUCUUUCCUUGCCCAUCGCUUUGGUCGGGGCAUUCCGCCCCAUGUUCAUACCAUUCUUGGCAAUCUUUACUUCCUUGUGCCCCCUAUGCUCAACCCCAUCAUCUAUGGAGUCAAGAUUAAGGAAUUUAGGGACAAAGUAACCAAAUAUGGUUGCUGGAAAAAGGAGCCCGUUACCAAACCCCCCACUCAGAAACCUGUCUGAUGAUGGGGAGGGCAUGAAUAGUGAUCAGGGAAAGAAGACCAGGCAAAGGAAGUUUCGCUUAAGAUUUGGCUCCUGGGUAAUAAUGUAAUGUAAAAGACUAUCUCUAUGCCAACUCUUAGAAUGCUGGUCCCAAAAUCGUAUGGCCUGUUCCCUGUUACUAGAAACAUGGACUCAGAGAUCAGUCUGCUCCUUGAGGACCAUUCUGUUUUAGAUUUGGAAAAUAUUAUGGUGUUAAGAUAUCAAGGACAUUAAUGAGUAAAAAGUAAGAUGUACCAGUCAUGUAUCAAGAAUAAGAGAAAAUAGGUGGACAACCCAAGCACUUUUUAAAAUUUGAUUUAAAAAUUUUUUUUAUUUGAAAAAUUUUAUUUAAUUGAUUUAGAACACUCUUCCGUGGUUACAUGAUAAAUAUCUUUCCCUCCCCUCCUCCUGCCAAUGUACAAUUCCACUGGGUUUUACAUGUGUCAUUGAUCAAAACCUAUUUCCAUAUUAUUAAUAUGUACAUUCGAGUGAUCAUUUAUAGUCUACAUCCCCAAUCAUGUCUUUGUUGACCCAUGCGAUCAAGCAGUUGUUUUUCUUCUGUGUUUCUACUCCCACAGUUCUUUCUCUGGAAGUGGAUGGUGUUCUUUCUUAUAGGCCCCUCAGAAUUGUCCUGGAUUAUUGCAUUGAUGCUAGUAGAGUAGUUCAUUAUAUUCGAUUGUACAACAGUGUAUCCGUCUCUGUGUAUAAUGUUCUCCUGGUUCUGCUCCUUUCACUCUGCAUCAAUUCCUGGAGGUUGUUCCAGUUCACAUGGAAUUCCUCCAGUUCGUUAUUCCUUUAAGCACAAUAGUAUUCCAUCACCAACAGAUACCACAGUUUGUUCAGCCAUUCCCCAAUCAAAGGACAUCCCCACAUUUUCCGACUUUUUGCCACCACAAAGAUCAUGGCUAUAAAUAUUUUUGUACAAGUCUUUUCCUUUAUGACCUCUUUGGGGUAUAAAUCCAGCAGUGGUAUGGCUGAAUCAAAAGGCAGACAGUCUUUUAAAGCCCUUUGGAUAGCCCAAGAACUUUAACAGUAUCUCUAAGGUAUUUCUUAAAGGCUUUCACAGUCCAGUGGAUCUCUUCUAGAGGAUUUGUGUAAUAAUUUUAAAGAGAGCCACACAGUAUGGAAAGUUACAGAAAGGUGUAAUUCACACUAGAAGAGGAAGUACUGACAAAGAUGAGAUCUCAACCUUUUUUAAAAAUAAAACUUUCUUGAUUCCACUAUAUGCCUUCACUCUCCCAUCCCAGAAUUUCAUCUUUUAUAACAAAGAAUAUUUUUAAAGUAAGGAAAAGAGAAAAAAAUAAGUAAAUAAAUCAGUAAAUCCAAAGUUCUUAUCUUAAUAUCUAGGUUGCAUAGUGAAUAGAAUGUUGGGCUUAGAGUCAAUAUAACUGGGUUCAACAAAUAGUCUUCAAAAGAAGAAAUUGUUAACUACCAUGUAAAUAGUACUGUAAAUAAUUCAUGAUAUAAAUUAAAUUUAAGACACUUGAAUUUUUCUUAUACCUGAAAAAUUCACAAAAAUGAUAAAAGAUGGAAAAAGUAAGCUUAGGAGGGACUAUAGAAGACAGACACAUUAAUACACUGUUAGUAGAUCUCUGAAUUGUUGCAAUUAUUCUAGAAGAUAAUUUGAAAUUUUUUAAGUCACUAAAAUAUUUAUAACUUUUUUCCUGGAUAUGUACUCAAAAAAGGUGGGGGUGGAGUAAAAGUGGGGGGAAAGGUCCCAUAUUUUAUACACCAAAAUAUCUAUCAUAGCAAUUUUUUCUUAUGGAAGUAAAAUCUUGAAAAACAAGUUGAUACCCAUUAUUUGGGACAUAGUGGAACAAAAUGUGCUAUGUGAAUGUGAGCAAUUCAGAGAAACAUGGUAAGACUUGAUGAAGUAAUAAAAAAAUGAAGAACAAAGAAUAGGAACUUGAUCUACAUAUUUCCUCAUGUAUAAAUUUGGUCAUAGCUUUUCUUUGUUCAAAAUUCUUCAACAGGUCCCCAUUAUCUAAUCUAAUUUCUUUUGUCUUAUAUUCAAGACUCUAACUGGGCACUGAGAGUGCUGAAUUUUGUGAUAGGGAACUUGGAAUUAAAUAUUACUUUUGCAACUUUUUUUCUCUGUGGUCUUUGACAAGUUACCUUACCUCUCUGUGACUCAGUUUCCUUGUUUACUAAAUGAGAAUAUUGGACCUAGGGGCUUUUAAAGUCUCUUCUGGCCCUAAGUGUUUGAUUCUAUGAAUAAGUUUCCCUCCUAGCCUCAUCACACAUUAUUUCCCUCUAAAAUUAUGGGCUCUAGUCUGUAAACAUGUUCCACAUUUUACUAUCCACAUGUUUUUACUCAUACUGCACACUAUGCCUAGGAUCUUCUUCUCCCCUUCUCCCUCUUUUGCCUAUUGAAUUCUUAUCUAUCCUUAAACCUAACUGAAAUUCAACCCCCCACUAAAGAAACCCUCUCUCACCCACUCUUUUCCAUUAAUUAAUCAUCUCCGAGAGGCAAGAAUUACUUCUCUGCUAAUUUUUGUAUAUCCUUCACUACCUAAUCUAAUGCUUUGCAUAUAAUUCAUAUUCAAUUCAAUCUGCAUAAUAGUAAUGUGUUUUGAACUAUAAUUAUAUACAAUAAUGGAAUACACAGUUGUAUUCAAUUGAAUGCACAUGUGUAUUGAACUGAACAAUGCAUUUGUGUUCUUAUAAUGAAGUCUAUUCCGUCACUGAGUUCAUAAUGGUUACUGACCAAUAAAAUCUAAUUCAAUUAACAUUUGUUAAGCACCUACCAUGUGCCAUGUACUGUGCAAAGCACAGGGGAUACAACUAGUAAAUAGAUUUUUCCUUCUCUCAAGGAACUCAUAGUCUAAUGGGAAGAAAAAAACACAUAAAAGGAACAGAAAAAGGAAAGAGCACCAGAAGUAGGGGGCACCUGGGGUACCCAGCUAAAGGGAAUCUUGUUUGGUUGCAUUGAAACCAGGCAGAAUAGUAGAUGUGGAGCAGAGUAAGCAAAAGUCCAGUGUCUAUCCUAUAAAAGAAGCCAUUGGGAGGGAUAUAGUACUCUACUCUCCAGCCCUCCAAUCAUAGGGGAGAGGAGGUUCAGGGAGGUGGUAUCAAUUGGUCAAGACCCCUUCUACUACCCAAGUGCAGCUUGUGAAGAAUCUAUCUCCCUUAUUAGAUGAUAAGCAGCUUGGGGGCAAGGGAUGUCUAUUUGCUCUUUGUGUACCCUGGGUGUUUAACAUGCAGUGCACAGCACCAAGUAGGUGCUCAAAAUGUUUGAUUGAUUGAUUGAAUGAAUGAACAGGGCUAGACAAUUCAUGUUAAGUGAAAAAGACCUUGGUUUGGGGGGGGCUUGGGGGUGAUUCUGCUGGGAGAGGAGUUGUAUUCCAAGCAGGUACUAUCCCAAUUUACCUUCCUCAGAGGUAGAUUCCCUUAAGCCAGGAGACUGACUUGAUGAAUUACAAGUUCAUUGUGACUACAUAGUGUGAUGAGGCAGGCAAAAAAGUUCACAUAACUAAGUUUAUCAAGAGGUAGAGAUCAUCUCAUCCCACACUCUUCUGGGAAAACUACAUCUACUUUUGUGUUCAGUUCUAGGAACCAAACGUUGGAAGGAAUAUUUGUGAAGCCAAUCAUGUAGAAGAAAGGGAUAAGGAAAAGAGAAAAGCCUGCACACUGGGCCAUAUGAGAAUUUCAGUUGGACUUAGAUAAGCGAACACUUAAAGGUUAAAUGUUAGUUACUUCAAGUAUUUGAAAGACUGUCCAAGAGAGUGAUUAUUAAACUUCUUCUGCUUGUUACAGAGAGAAUUCAUAGGUUAGAUAGAGGUAAGGUGCUCUAUUCUCUCUUAAGUUCAUUUUAAGUCUGAAAAUUGAUGCUUCUCUAUGCAGAACAAUAAGAUGAAUAUCAAAAUAAUCAAAAAAUAAAAAUAAGUUCUUCCUUCUAUUCCCAAGUUUCUUUCCCUUCUAACUCCUGGAACUACUUGUCUGUAUUUCUCAAAGGUACUUGUCACAAGAAGCAGAAAUUCCAUUCAAAGUCACUCUAGAUAAUAUAAAAUACCUAGGAAUCUAUUUGCUAAAGCAAAUGCAGAAAUUAUACAAAUGCAAUUAGAAAACACUUUUCAUCCAAAUAAAGUCAAAUCUAAACAAUUGAAAAAAUAUCAAUUGCUCAUGGUUAGAUCAAACUAAUAUAAUAAAAAUUACAAUUCUAACUAAAUUCACUUAUUCAGUGCCAUAACAACCAAACUACCAAAUAAUUAUUUUAUAAAACUAGAAAAAAUAAUAAAAUUCAUCUGGAAGAACAAAAGGUCAAGAAUAUCAAGGGAACUAAUAAAAAAAAUGUGAAGGAAGGAGGCCUAAAAGUACCAGAUCUCAAACUGUACUAUAAAAUAGCAAUCAUCAAAACAAUGUGGUCCUGGCAAAGGAAUAGAAUAGUAGUUCAAUGGAGUAAAUUAGACACACAACAUACAGGGGUAAAUAACCUUGGUAACCUAGCAUUUGAUAAAUCCAAAUAUCCCAGCUUUUGGAAUAAGAAUCCACUCUUUAACAACUGUUAUGAAAAUGGGAGGAGGAGAAAGUAUGGCAGAAGCUAAGUAUAGACCAAUAUCUCAUGCCCUAUACCAAGAUAAGAUCAAAAUGGAUAUAUGACUUAGAUAUAAAGAAUGAUAUCAUAACUAAAUUAGGGGAACACAGAAUAGUUUGCCUGGAAGAUCUCUGAAAGGAAGAAGUUUUGACCAAAGGAAAUAGAGCAUAAUAUAAGAUGUAAAAUGAAUACUUUUUAUUAUAUUAAGUUAAAAAACCUUUUGUACAAAUAAAACUAAUCUAACCAAGAUUAGGAUGGAAACAACAAACUAAGGAAAAAUUUACAACAAAUGUCUCUGAUAAAGGUCUCAUUUUUCAAAUUUAUGAACACAAAAUCAAAUUCAUGAGAAUACAAGCCAUUCCCCAGUUGGAAAAUGGUCAAAGGAUAUGAACAAGCAAUUUCCAGAUAAAGAAAUCAAAGCCAUCAAUAAUCAUGUGAAAAAAGUUUUAAUAUAUCUCUUGAUUAAAGAAAUGAAAAUUAAAAUGAUACUUAGGUACCACCUCAUACCUAUCAGAUUGACUAGUAUGGCAGAAAAGAAAAUAAUAAAUACUGAAGGGGAUAUGGCAAAAUUGGGACCCUAAUGCAUUGUUGGAAUUGUGAACUGAUCCAACCAUCUGGAGGGCAAUUUGGAACCAUACCCAAAGGACAAUAAAACUGUACAUACCCUUUGAUCCAGUAAUACCACUACUAGGUCUGUAUCCCAAAGAUAAUUUAAUAAAAGGGAAAAGGACAUAUUUAUACAAAAAUAUUUGUGGCAGCUCUUUUUGUAGUGGAAAAGAAUGAAAAAUUAAGGAGAUGUCCAUCCAUUGGGGAAUGGCUGAACAAAUUGUGGUAUAUCUUGGUAAUGGAAUACUAUUGUGAAUGGAAUACUAUUGUGCUUUAAGAAAUGAUAAGCAAGAUGACUUCAGAAAAAGCUGGAAAUUUAUAAAGGAACUGAUGCAGAGUGAAAUAAGCAGAACUGGGAGAGCAUUAUACACAAAAACAAUAUUGGAUAACACAUCUGUGAAAACUUGGCUACUCUCAGCAAUGCAAUGAUCUGAGACAAUCCUGAAAGAUGGGGAAUGUUGUCCAUCUCCAGAGAAAGAACUAUUGGAAUUGUUUUUCAGAUCUAUGUAUUUGUGGUUUCAUUUUGGGGUUUUGGUUAUGUAUGACUUUGCCCUUACAACAAUAUGGAAGUAUGUUUUGCAUAACAAUAAAAUCUUAAAAAAAGAAAAAAUUUCCAAAGUAAAAAAAGGUACUUGUCACAAUCUACUUUGUGAUAUAUUUAUUUUUAUACAGGGGUAAUUUUUUCUGACACAUAAGCCAUUUUAGGGCAAUGACCAAAUAUUUGUACAUUUUUUUUAUUUCUCUUGGUAUGUAGAUAUAGAAGAAAUUAGUUUCAGGGGCAGCUGGGUAGCUGGGUUGAGAGAGAGAGAGUGGGUUGAGAGCCAAGCCUAGAGAUGGGAGGUCCUAGGUUCAAAUCUGGCCUCAGACACUUCCUAGCUGGGUAAUCCUGGGCAAGCCAUUUAACUCCCAUUGCCUAGCCCUUACCACUCUUGUGCCUGGAACCAAUGCACAGUAUUGAUUCUAAGAUGGAAGGGAAGGGGAAGGAAAGUGGAAAGCAAAGGAAAGAAAUUAAUUUCAUUCUGUAUUUAGAUUAAAAAUCUAUCAGAAAUAUUCUUUGUCAAAAGCAUUUAUAGGAUAAGCAAUUGUGGGAUGAGCUCAUUGACUACACAGAGGCAGAAUGUCCCACAGACUUACUCGAGGUUAUGAACUUCCUUUCUAGAAAUGUUGAACACAGUAUUUUGCAUCUGAUAUAAAAUAAAUUGGCAAUUGAUUGGUUUGCAUAUUAAAAUCAAGAUCAUAUAAAAGAAAAGAGAUUAGAACAGAGUAAGAAGUUUUAGAUUCAUCUUUUUAAAUGUUUGUUGUUUUCAUCUUUUCAUCUUGAUGCUAGGAAUGAAGUAAAGAAAUAAGCCUUUCCUCACUCCACAACUGAAAGACUCCAGCAGGGAAUAUUUCAUGCAUUAUCAGUCUUAGUUGACAUGCUGGUUGAUUUCAUUUAAUUAUUUUAUUUUCUCUUACAUUGUUAUGUGGGAAGGAUCUGGUGAAAGAGAGCAAUAGAAAUAUAUAUAUAUAUAUAUGAAAAUUAUUGUGAUUUUAAAAUAAAAUGUGUAUACAUAUGUAGAUGGAGAUAGUUUCUGAGAUGAUAUUUAUAUUUGUAUGGGAAUUUAUAGGAAUCAUUGUUUCUUGGAGAAAGGCAUGUAGUAUGCCUACAAGGAUUAAUGAAAUUAUAUAUUUACCAUAUUCUACACCACUAAAUUUUCUGAUUUAAACCCCAAUUAAAACCAUAAUCAAAACUAGACUUGGAAACAUGAAUUGUAAAUCAAAGGUGUGUUUAACAUCCAUUAUGAUAAAAAUAAAGUUUUCUGAUGAAGAAUUAAUAAAUAUUUAACAAAAUCUUAAUAAUUCCAUGUAAAAAUGUGACAAAUAACUGACUGAAGCAAAAAUGAAACAUACUGCAUGUUAACUUUUUAAAAAUAUGUCUGACAUUUCAAGAUUUAUUGUAUACUAAUCAUUUUAUAUUGUCCAAAUUAAUUUGAACUUUAUUCUAGCUGCUAUGCCAUUUAGUGCAUACAUAUAAUGUAAGUAUUUAUAUAAUUUUAUUAUCUAAAGUUAUAGGUAGUUUUGCUACUUGUCAUUUAAAUGUGUACAUUUUUAUUGUUUAUUUGAAAUCAUGAUUGCUACUACUGUUUUUUAAUUGAUUAAAUCAUGAUAAAUUC